Messenger RNA from Rattus rattus (black rat), 2256 nucleotides. RefSeq names its product formin-like protein 8. Bases 502 to 1287 code for a protein of 261 amino acids. NCBI's taxonomy places the organism in Eukaryota, Metazoa, Chordata, Mammalia, Rodentia, Muridae. The record is from RefSeq and is a predicted model, not a curated record. The transcript is spliced from 2 exons.
GGGCCAGCUCCCCAGGCUGUCCUGAGUCUGGUUAAUCAUUCAACACGGGCGGCGUGGAAUAUUUUUUAGAGGUCAACACGAAAGGUUCUCCCGAAGUUUCACAGAAACCAGUCUUUGGGGACCCGGAGAUAACAGUGCCAGCGGAUGGGGGUGGAAAGCGAGAGCCAGAGGCUCACAAACACCUGAUCUGCCCCUGCGGCACCCGAGACCGGCGCAGUGCGCGGGCGGGGCAGCACAUCGCCGGCGACGCUCCCCCGCCGCCCAGGCCCGCACCUCAAGCGCGGGGUGCAGCGCGGCUCAGGGUGUCACUGCCCUCUCCCUGUGGGUGCAGGAAGAGCAGAGGCCGAGCAGGUGAGAAGGUCGGGAAGGAGGUGGAGGCCCAGAAACUGGGGAGAAGGUGAGGAGACCGUGAAGGAGGAGAGAAGGACCGGGAGGUGAGGAAGCCCGGCAGGAGGAACGGAGAGACCGUAAGGAAAUCCGGGAGGUGAGGAGGCCAGGGAAAUGAUGUGCGGAGGCCAGGGAAGUGAGACUGGGGGCGGCGAGGAGGACCCGAUGGAGCGGAUGCGCAGACACCGUAGGAGCCACAGAGGAGCGGCCGGGAGCGCCGGGCGCCCACACCGGCCGGAACUGGCGCGGCGGGGCGGGGACGCAGGGCCGGUGCCCACCCACCCGGCCCUACCUUGUCUAGGGACACCUCCAGCUCGGCGGGGCGGGGCGGGAGACCGCGGCCGCAUCCACGUCCCAGCCGCGCGUGCGGCUCAGCCCCGCGACCGCCGCCGCUCUCGCUCCAUGCGCAGUGCGCGGACGGGCGGCCCGGCGGGGUCUGGGCGGCUUCGGCUCGCCUCAGCUCCAGCACUUGUUGCCGCGGCGGCCGCUGCGCCUCACUCCCGGCCAGGCUCCCGGCACCGCCGCCGCCUGCCGCGUCCCUUCGGUCCCGCCCCCGCCCGACUCUCCAAUCACAGGGCGCGCCACUGCGCGCGUCACCGCCGGGACGGCCGGGCUCCCGCCCCUUGGGCCAAGUUUGGGAAAGGCCGAACUCGAACCCUCCCGCCAGUUGGCGCCCAGGUCCCGCUGGGAUGGUGCCCCGGGCCCUUUCCGAGCUCUCCGCCCCUCAUUGCGCCAAGAAAACCCAAAGUUACACUGGGGCGCGCGGUCUCCAAAGACUACCCUCCCCCCGCCCCAGGAAGUAGCCUCCCCCAGAAAAACAGAAGAGACCGAGUCCCAAACCUUGCUGAGAUCCAGGGACUAGUCCAAACUCUUCAGCUACCAGGGCGUGGCGCUCGGUGAGAAUUUUUCUGCCAGCGCCGGCGUGUGGCUAAGCCUAGACGGCUCCGUGUGGUUGGUGAGAGGAAUCCACCAUGGGAGGUUGUGAAGUCAUCAGAGACAUGAUGAGGUUUCCACGUGGUUUCACUAAUGUCCCAGGAAGCCAAGAAUGCAAGAUGCAGGAGGCGCUGGGUGCGGAGUUCGCACCGCGACUUCAGGAGUUGGGCUUAGCAAGGAAUUUGAACGCUGACCCCCGAGGAUGAUGUUGGACUGGGCACCAACCACACCCAACCGCGGAGCACCCGGGACCUGGGACGCUCCGCACCUAACCCAGCGCCUCCGCAGGCUCCCCAGAGCGCUACAUGCCAAGGUGAGGCCCCGAGAAAAGCCGGCGAGACCGGAUGGAGAAGUUGCUCUAGUUUGUAGGUCUGGGUGAGCCGGCCUAGUCAAACUCCCUCAUCGCCGAACCUGGAGCCGGGUCUCCCCAACCCCGGGCGCGCUUGGCAGCUUCCUCUCCCCUUCAUCCUUAUCGCUGAGGCUUCCGAUCGACCCUCCGGAGAUAAACACACUGAGAAGUUAACACUCCACACCUGUUUGCUUUUUUGCAGAAGGCUUCAGAUGGAGUUAGCCAAAGGGAAGCCAUUGACUUUCCAGCGCUGGGAAGUGGAUUUCAGUCCGCUCUCCCACGACCACGGAGUGGUUACUCGCAGAAAGAAGUGCGAGUUGUCUUGGAUGCGCAGAGCCACGUGGGUACGGUCAUCUAGAAGAAGGAAUUCUGAGUCCUUGGCUCUAGAAACGCCAAGAUUGGCAGUCUGCAGACAAUGUUCUCCAAAAAACCAACUUGGAUUUUUAUCUAUUUACAUAAACUGUUAACCACUGUUACCCUGGACAAGAAAGGAAGAGAAAAUGUCUACUUUUCUUGACUCUGCGGGAUUUUUUUUCCCCCCGCAAUUAUAAUUCGAAAAGUCAAUAAAAGAAGCAUAUUAGAAGUUA